Messenger RNA from Dioscorea cayenensis subsp. rotundata (Guinea yam), 1047 nucleotides. Its product is annotated as probable calcium-binding protein CML48. The transcript is spliced from 5 exons. Bases 86 to 880 code for a protein of 264 amino acids. Lineage: Eukaryota; Viridiplantae; Streptophyta; Magnoliopsida; Dioscoreales; Dioscoreaceae. The record is from RefSeq and is a predicted model, not a curated record. Gene Ontology annotation, molecular function: calcium ion binding.
ACGCAACACUCAUCUGGCCAACACUCCCAGCCUUAAUUUGCCCAAUUCCUCCGUUCCGAAACCCUAAUCCUAACCUUCUUCUCCAAUGUCUUCUUACGAUGGCUAUCCAUCCCACAGCUACAACCCCUCUGCUCCACCGCUACCGCCGGGAAGCUCCGCCGCUUCUGCGCCGCCUCCUCCUCCUCCCUCAGCACUAGCGCAACCGCCAAUGCAUCCUUCCCCCACAGCGUUCCCCUAUCAGCCUCCGCCUCCCCCGUUCUCCCAUCAGCAUCCGCCUCCGCCUGCACCGUAUGGCUACGCUCCAUCGCCGUCUUUCCAUGGCGGCGGUGGUAGCGGUGGUUUUGGGUACUUUCCUCCGGGCACGCACCCUGAGAUAAUUCGCAGCUUCCAAGCCGUCGAUCAGGAUGGGAGCGGAUCCAUUGACGAAGCGGAGCUUCAGGCUGCGCUUUCCGCUGGAUACCAGAAGUUCAGUAGCCGCACCGUUCGGCUGCUCAUGUUCCUCUUCAAAAACCCCAAGAGCCCUUCGAAGAUCGGUCCUGCUGAGUUUGCAUCUCUAUGGAGUUGUCUUGGCGAGUGGAGGGCUAUCUUUGAAAGAUUUGAUAGAGAUAGAAGUGGAAAGAUUGACUCAAGUGAAUUAAGAGAUGCCCUGUUAAGUAUUGGAUAUGCAGUUCCACCUUCUGUACUUCAAGUGUUGGUAUCUAAAUACAAUGAUGGAAAAACUGGAAAAGGUGCUCUUAGCUUUGACAGCUUUGUCGAAUGUGGGAUGGUUGUGAAGGGUUUAACAGAAAAGUUCAAGGAGAAAGACCCUCGAUAUACUGGUUCGGCAACCCUCAGUUAUGAAGAGUUCAUGAAAAUGAUAAUUCCAUUCCUUGUGGCCUAACUUACGUUUGGUUUGGUUGGUAUAAAACAACUAUUUGCUGCCCCUGAAUUAAGUUGCAUUGUGUAUAUAUUCUUUAUACAUCAAGUAUUGUACACUAUUUCUACUCUUUCUGUAUAGCCUUUUAGUUAUGUGAUAACAAUAAUUAUUAGUUUUGGUGACUUGCUUUA